This is a messenger RNA of Arachis duranensis, 1989 nucleotides long. RefSeq lists its product as uncharacterized. The record is from RefSeq and is a predicted model, not a curated record. The coding region runs from base 1 to 1989 and encodes 662 amino acids. The transcript is spliced from 2 exons. NCBI's taxonomy places the organism in Eukaryota, Viridiplantae, Streptophyta, Magnoliopsida, Fabales, Fabaceae.
AUGAUUUGGAAGUUUCCUCCAAAUAAAAGAGAUGAAAUCCAUCGGGCUUAUAUUAAAGUUGGGCCAAAUCAACCAAUUUUUGAUAAUUAUCCAUUUUCUGGUGAUAAAAGUCAUCGUCGCUUUCAAGCUUCAUGGUUUAAAUUAUUCCCAUCUUGGUUAGAAUAUUCUAUAGAAGAUGAUGCUAUAUAUUAUUUUUCGUGCUUUCUUUUUGCUAAGAAACCUUCAAUCAAUACGAGUUCAAAUGCUUUUAUUGAGAAUGGUUUCAGGAAUUGGAAGAAAGUAAAUAGUGGAAAAGAAUGUGCUCUUUUGAAUCACAUUGGCAAAGGUCCUAACUCAUUCCAUCAUAAGGCGCUGAAAUCAUGUGAUGAUUUGAUGAAACAAUCACAACAUAUUGACAGACUUCUUCAUAAGCAAACAUCAGAAGAGAUUGAAAAGAAUCGAAUUCGACUAGGAGCAUCUAUAGAUUGUAUUAGAUGGUUGACAUUUCAAGGUUGUGCAUACAGAGGACAUGAUGAAAGCCAAAGUUCAAGCAACAGAGAAAUUCUACAUAUUCUUGCUACUAAGGUGAGAAAUUCAAUUAGAGAAGAGAUUGGAGAUGCCAAAUUUUGUAUUAUUGUUGAUGAAGCUAGAGAUGAAUCUAAAAAGGAGCAAAUGGCCAUUAUUUUGAGAUUUGUUACUCUAGAUAGUUUUGUUAAAGAGAGAUUCUUUGAUCUUGUGCAUGUCACUGAUACUUGUGCAACAACUUUAAAGAAAGAAUUGAUUUCUAUCCUUUCUCAUUAUAAUCUCCAAGUUGAAAAUAUUAGGGGUCAAGGGUAUGAUGGUGCUAGCAACAUGCGGGGUGAGUGGAAUGGUUUGCAAGCUUUGUUUCUUAAAGAUUCUCCACAAGCAUACUAUGUGCAUUGUUUUGCUCAUAGGUUACAAUUAGCAUUGGUGGCAGCUUCAAGAGAGGUACUUCAAAUUCAUGAAUUUUUUACUCAAUUAAACUCUAUUGUCACUAUUGUUAGUGCUUCUUCAAAAAGACAUGAUCAAUUACAAGAAGCUCAAGCAAUUGAAAAUGCAAACUUGGUUGCUCAAAAUGAAUUAGAAACAGGCAAAGGUGCGAAUCAAAUAAGCACUUUACAAAGAGCUGGGGAUACUCGAUGGAGCUCUCACUUUAAUUCUAUUUGCAGUUUGGUAAAAAUGUUUACUGCUACCAACAUUGUUCUCAAUAAUAUCAUUGAAGACGGGACAACUUAUGCACAAAGAGGUGAGGCUUAUGGUGUUAGUAAAAUAUUAUUGUCAUUUGAAUUUGUUUUCACUUUGCACUUGAUGAAAGAGAUUAUGGGAAUCACCAAUGUUCUUUGCCAAGCACUGCAACAACAAUCACAAGAUAUUCUUAAUGCAAUGCAUAUUGUUUCUACAUCAAAGUUACUUCUUCAACAAUUAAGAGAUGGUGGAUGGUGCAAUUUUUUUGCAAAUGUUAAAGAUUUUUGUGAAAAACAUGAAAUUGAAGUCCCUAAUAUGAGUGCACAAUAUGUUUUUGGAAGAGGUCGAUCUCGUCAACCAAGUGUGACAGUUGAGCAUCAUUAUCGAAUAGAUGUAUUCUUGGCAACAAUUGACUCUCAAAUACAAGAGUUUAAUAGUAGAUUUAAUGAGCAAACAAUAGAGCUUUUGACUUUGAGUUGUGCUUUGGAUCCUAAUGACAAUUUCAAAUCAUUUAAUAUUGAAAAAAUCAGCAAGUUAACAGAGAAGUUUUAUUCCCUUGACUUUCCUUCUAAUGAGCUAAAUAUUUUGAAAUCUCAGUUGCAACAUUAUCAGCAUGAUAUACCAAAUCAUUUGAAAGGCAUUGGUACACUUUCUGAAUUGUGCAACAAGUUGCAAGAAAUGGGAAAAUCAAGAACUUAUCACAUGGUUGAUAGAUUAAUACGUCUUGUUUUGACUCUACCAGUGUCUACAGCAACAAUAGAAAGAGCUUUUUCAGCAAUGAAAAUUGUUAAGACAAGACUCUGA